AUCUUUUCGCCUGUGGUGGCUCUCGUGUCUAAAUUACGAUCGAAAGCUGCUAGCAAAUACAGUCAAAAUGGCUGUUGCAGCUGCAAGACCACUUGUUACAGUGUACAAUGAGAAGAAUGAGGUUACCGGAACCAAUGUGACCCUCCCAGCUGUCUUCAAGGCACCAAUCAGGCCUGACAUUGUCAACUAUGCCCACACCAACAUGAGGAAGAACAGCCGUCAGCCCUACGCUGUCAAGAGGAUCGCUGGUCACCAGACCAGUGCUGAAUCUUGGGGUACAGGACGUGCCGUCGCCCGUAUCCCCCGUGUCCGGGGUGGUGGUACCCACCGCUCUGGUCAGGGAGCCUUCGGUAACAUGUGCCGUGGCGGACGCAUGUUUGCCCCUACCAAGAUCUGGCGUAAGUGGCACACACGCACCAACAUCAGCCAGAAGCGCUUCGCCAUGUGCUCCGCUCUCGCUGCCUCGGCAGUCCCAGCACUCGUCAUGUCCAAAGGUCACAUGAUCAUGGGCACACCAGAAGUACCCCUUGUUGUCAGUGACAAAGUCCAAGACUUCAAGAAGACCAAGGAAGCAGUCUACUUCCUCAAGCGCUUCAAGGCGUGGGAAGACAUCAAGAAGGUGUACAAGUCUCGUCGCAUGAGGGCAGGCAAGGGUAAGAUGAGGAACAGGAGGUUCGUCAGACGUCUCGGUCCCCUGGUUGUGUACGAUCAAGACAACGGCAUCACAAGGGCCUUCAGGAACAUCCCAGGUGUGACACUUCUCCAGGUCUCAAGACUGAACCUCUUGAGGCUAGCUCCCGGUGGCCAUGUUGGACGGUUCUGCGUAUGGACAGAGUCUGCAUUCAACAAGCUUGAUGGCCUCUACGGCACAUGGAAGAAGGCUUCCUCAGAGAAGUCCAACUGGAACCUCCCUAUGCCCAAGAUGACCAACACCGACCUGAGGAGGUUGCUGAGGAGUCAGGAGAUCCGUCGCUCCCUCAGAAAGGUCAACACAACGUCAUCCAAGCGCAAGGUCCUCAAGAAGAACCCUCUGAAGAACGCUAGGGUCAUGUUCAAGCUCAACCCCUAUGCCAAGGCACAGAAGCGCAACGCCAAGCUGGAUGAGGAGAGGGCACUGGCCAAGAGGCAGGAGAUCCUCGACAAGAAGAGGGGGGUCAAGAAGGCAGCACCAGCAGCUAAGGGCAAAGGCAAGGCAAAGGCAGCCAAGGGCAAAGGAAAGAAGUAGAAAGCCAACCACAUAGAUAUCCAUUGUGAUGGACAUAGUGACUCUUAUUAUCCUCACUCUACACUGUGUCAUGUGAGACCUUGAAUUUAAAAGACCCAACACCAACAGGACUGUAAGAUCAGCAAUUCAAUAAACAAGGCUUACAAAAAAUGCAA
Messenger RNA from Strongylocentrotus purpuratus (purple sea urchin), 1380 nucleotides. RefSeq names its product 60S ribosomal protein L4 (gene rpl4). Bases 68 to 1225 code for a protein of 385 amino acids. Gene Ontology annotation, cellular component: ribosome; cytosolic large ribosomal subunit. The record is from RefSeq and is a predicted model, not a curated record. Gene Ontology annotation, biological process: translation. The transcript is spliced from 8 exons. NCBI's taxonomy places the organism in Eukaryota, Metazoa, Echinodermata, Echinoidea, Camarodonta, Strongylocentrotidae. Gene Ontology annotation, molecular function: structural constituent of ribosome; RNA binding.